This is a messenger RNA of Plasmopara halstedii, 687 nucleotides long. RefSeq lists its product as uncharacterized. The transcript has a single exon. Bases 1 to 687 code for a protein of 228 amino acids. The record is from RefSeq and is a predicted model, not a curated record. NCBI's taxonomy places the organism in Eukaryota, Oomycota, Peronosporomycetes, Peronosporales, Peronosporaceae.
AUGGAGAUAGACCCUCGAUCGACUCGAGCGCAAUUCACGAACAUGAUGACGCCUGCUGAGGUGGCAUCACUUCAAGCGACUAGGACGGAAAUUUCGCCCUUGCCGGCAAUUGCCUCGGAGAUGGACACACCACGUGGACCGGAAUACAUCGCCGGCGACGGAGUUCCAACGGGGGCGUGGGCUGCUGGUCUUUUCGAUUACUUUGACAACCUGGUACCAAAUUGCUGUAUGGUCACUUUUUGUCCUUGUGUAGCACUGGCCCAGCUAGCGACACGCUUGGGCGUCGCGCCAUACAAAAUGAUGCUUAGCCUACUGGUGUUCGCAUCAUUAGUGCUUACUAUGGGAAUUCUCGUUUGGGCCAUUGCAAAAGAAACUUACCACUCAGUCAAUGAACUCAACAACGGAACGCAUCAAAAUCACGACGAAGUGGCUGAUGGCACUUUCGUCAUGAUUAUGCUCAGUCUUUACAUGUUGCUGCUUGGCUUCAUCUGUCAUCUUCGUACCACGACGCGCAAGCGCUUUCAUCUCCCCGGCAAUGCACUGACGGACUGCCUCAGCUCAUGGUGCUUUCCAUGUUGUACCGUGGCACAACUUCGAACGCAUGUUCGCAGCUAUCAGCCGGGAAAUUGCACGUUCGGACCACCUAGUGUGCUGCAAGCGUAUCCGGAGAAGUCGUACGCGGUAUAG